Molecule: messenger RNA, 2373 nt
Organism: Mycotypha africana
Lineage: Eukaryota; Fungi; Mucoromycota; Mucoromycetes; Mucorales; Mycotyphaceae
Product: SNF2 family N-terminal domain-containing protein
Exons: 8
Coding region: 1-2373 (790 amino acids)
Molecular function (GO): ATP binding; ATP-dependent chromatin remodeler activity
Source: RefSeq, a predicted model, not a curated record
AUGGCCUCUUCAGAUCUUCUUGAUCUGUUGACUUAUGUGAAUAGAUCAACCCAUCCAAAGCGGUCAUUGUCGCCUUAUGACUUGCGAUCUUUCGAUAGGAAUGAAUCAGCUCUCAUACAUAGUAGCCUUUUAGACAUCUUUAUUCAUCUACCGUCACCAAAGAUAGACAAACGAACAUUACAAUGGUGUCACAAUAAUGACAUAUUAAGCUUCCUUUUGGAAGAUAUCACUACUCAAAUCCCUGGGAUGAAAACUACCUUGUAUAAUUACCAAAAAAAUUCAUUAUGGAAGAUCUUGCAGAGAGAGUUGGCGCCGUCAUUAAUCACCCCUUACCAGAUAGUUGAACUCAGAUCAGCUGAUAAUACUCCGUACUAUUACGAUCAGUUGACAGGUACCGUUACACUUCAAUCUACUUAUCGUUUACCCGAUGCCCAGGGAGGCAUCAUCUGUGAAGACAUGGGUACAGGAAAGACCUGCAUCUGUUUAGCAGCAAUAAUGGUAACGAAAGACUUUUCAAAUCCUUUUCAACAUGAUGGCAAAUACUUGAAGACAGAUUUCCCUUCAAUUUUAACAGAGGCAAAUAGGCCAGGAGGAAUAACAAGUUUAAAGCACACUGCCGCUCUGUUAAUUCUAGGAUCCGGUAUAAAUUGGAAGCCUGUCGAACAACAGCUUCCUCAAGAUAUUGUCGAUGACUGGUUCAAACAAUACCCCAUAUAUUAUGAAUGGACUAAUAUACCACAACAUUUUGAUUUUGAACGAUCGCGCCGUUUUAAGCCAAUAUUCACCACUCUUAAAAUAUACCCUGCUACCACCACGCUGGUCGUCGUACCCGAUAAUUUAAUUGCACAGUGGACGGGUGAAGUUUAUAAGCACAUAAAAGAUGGGCACUUGAAAUUUAUAGUUUAUGAUGAUACCAAACAGACCAUCUGUUCGCCUUUUGAAUUAAUAGCUUAUGAUUUAGUGCUCAUUAGCCAAAACCGAUUUUCCCAUGAACAUUCAAUAGGUGGAUUGGACUUUAGCAGUCACCUAUGUCGCUGUUCUUCAAUAGCUUUUGAUAAAUGCGAAUGCUCUGUAAAGAGAAAAAAAUAUGUAUCACCAUUAUUACAGGUGCAUUGGAAGCGUCUAAUUGUUGAUGAAGGUCAUACGUUAUCUUCAAAAAACAGACAGGCUGAAUUAUCAGCAAAACUCUUUGCUAAUUGGAAGUGGAUUUGUACGGGUACGCCCACUCGAAAUCUUACCGAAACCGCUUCGACGCAAACAACGCAAGAUAGUGAAUCCGACGAUCUGAAUAGACUUGGUUUAUUAAUAGGCCAAACAUUGGGCAUCGAGCCAUUCAAGUCGAACAAGAAGCUUUGGUCCCGCCUGAUUUCUCAACCGUUUUUAAAACGGAAACCAUGGGCUGUAAACAAUUUGAAACAAAUGUUGGAGCGCAUUAUGAUCCGCAAUCAACGGAUAGAUAUUGAAAGAGAAGUGACACUGCCGCCCUUGCAUCAAAAAAUAGUUUACUUGGGGUUUGACUAUUAUCAAUGGAUUGGACAUAAUUGUCAAAUUGCAAUGAUUAGUUUGAAUGCAAUUCUAUCUAGGAGAGAAGGUGCCGAUUAUCUCUUUUCACCCAAAAAUCAUAAAGCUCUGAGAGAAACAGUUCAUAACCUAUGGCAAAGCUGUUUAUGGCAUUCUGUUGAACCAAACCUUAUUCGAUCCGCUUAUAACAACUGCAUUGAGAAAUGUACGGAAAUCGUGGAAGGUCGUACUGAUUAUAACGAAAAAGACAAUCAAGAUCUGUUUCGUAUCCGCGAUGUAUUGGAACACGCGCUGAAUGAUGAUAUGUUUCUAUGCAUGAUGACGCAUCAUUCCCCUUCUUACGUGGUUCAAGGCUUACCUGCUUUGUUCAAAGAGACGUGGGGUUGGCUGAAUGGAGAUCAUGGUGCCUAUGUUCCUGUUGGUUCUUUCCCUUGGGACGAUCAUUGUGUUAUAAAUGCUGAGAGGGUAGUAGAUGUCAUGGAUCAGGUGAUAACAGCAAAAGCGAAUGAUUCGAAAAAUUUAUUCGUUUACAAUGGGCUUAGUAAAACAUUGAUCAGCGUGGAAGACGAUGAAGAGACACAGGAUGAGCAAUUAACAUUUUACACGCUUAAUGCCUUUUCCGAUGCAAGGGUAUUGUCGAGCUCCAGUGUCAAGAUUAACUACCUUGUUGAUCAAAUUUAUAAGUAUCAAAAGACCGAGAAGUGCAUAAUUUUUUCUCAGCAUUUCAAUGAGAUGUAUGAAAUUUAUCUAGCAUUACAACUAACUAGAAUACGUGUUCUAAUGUAUCAAGAAUCUGAAAUGGUAAUGAGGAUAUUUCGUUUGGAGUGUUUUUAUUAUGAUUAUACUACGUAA